UCACCGGCCACGCAACCCCAGCACCCUGGUUGCCCCCCUCACAAGAGGGAAAAAAAAAAGUGCCGCCAGGGAAGGGAAAAAAACAUCACCGGAAGUAAUUGUUACGACACACAGGCGCUGUCACUCAGUCUGCAUUCGCUAUCCUCGCUACUUCGCCGCCCGCCCGCUUCUGUUUACCGCCCAAUCUCGUUCCACAGCCGCCCGCAGAGAGACAACAACCCUUCUGAACCCGUUUUUCAAGGCCAAUCGACACUCGUUCUCCCCUCCUUCACAGUCGCUAAGGCAUCCCACUCGCCUUCGGACGGAACGCGCACCCCUCGACCGCCGCCGCCGCCGCCCCCAAUACCAUCACCUCUCCUCCCACACACCGCAUGCGCUUUGUCGAGUCUUUUUGCCAGGACUUGCAGUUCUCCCCGCGCCGCGAAUACACUUUCGGACGGUGUUGACACCGAUUCACGCCCCCCUGUCGCUACCACCGAGGCACUAAUACAACAUGGUCAAGUCUGGCCUUGGACUGUUUGCGGGUCGCCGCAAAUCGCAGAGCAACGUGCUGGAAGAUGUCGUCGAGCCUGCGCCCCCAGUCUCCAAACCCUCCCCACCGGCCGAUUCGGGCUCGGGAGGAGGGUUCCGAGUCAUGACAGCGACCGAAGCAGAUGCGCGGAAAAAAGAAGAGAAACGCAGAGCCUCUGAAAAGGCGGCAUCCAAAUUCCGGCCCUUCAGCGGCUUUGGAAAUAAUGGGAACAAGGGCCGAAACUCGUCGUUUGACGACAUCUCCCCUGGGUCAUCUAAGCGUGACAGCAAAUCGAGUAGCGGAACAGGGGGCUCGCGUCCCUACAAUAACGGUCAGUUCGGCUCCACGUCCACUCUGCCCUCUUCCGCCGACACUCAUUCCGACGACAACAUCUUCGCCGUGCCUCGCCCGCACGUCUCACAUCAGCAGAGCGCCCCAGGAGCUCUGUACAUGAAGAAACAGCUGCCUGCCGUCCCCAAGGCCGACUCGAGAUAUUACAACAGCAGCGACCAGCAAGACUCUGCAUACGGUGGUCGUGUACGGGCCAUGACUUCGUCGAGUUACGCCAGUACCGCGAAGCCACCGACGUUGGACGCCGAUCUCAACUUUGGCUCCUCCGGCUUCGAUGAUAUGUUUAGCGGCAUCGAACGGAAGGAAUCCCCUGAGAUGACUAAUGAUCCGACCGGGGGCCGUUCCCUCCUGCAAGGGAAGCGUCACUUCCAAGCUGAACCUCUCAACAUUGACCGCAGGCUGGACGUAGAGCCGCCGCUUACUUCCUGGGAUAGUCGUGGCUCCGCUGAUAACUUGAUGUCCACCGAAUCUCUCGACAGAGACGACUCUCCUCCCCCUCCGCCUCCACACAAGUUCUCCCAUUCACAUCAACAACAAUAUGCCCCCGUCGCCUCCCACAGUCCCGAUCUGAACGGAUCCAACGGCUUCGCACACUCCAAUCCCCAACCCAUCCGCCAUCCCGUCAUGGCCUCAAAACCACUGCCCCAAUCCUCCUCCCCCGAGCCAAUUCCUCAAACCGUCUCCUCAUCCUCCGCCUCCUCGCUCCAAACUCCCUUGUCAUCCCAUUCGGGCGACAGCCACACCACCCCCAAAGCUGCUGUGCACCCCUCGUACAGAGAGCAUCACGCCGACGACGAUAACGAUGACGAUGAAGACUUAUUUACACCUUCCAAACCCAAAGAACAAAAACCCUCGGCGCCCGCUGUCAAGGACACUCGACCGCCGCUUCCCGCAGUUGACGAGUCGGGCCGCCGAAUCAUGACACAAGCCGAGUUUCGUGCCCAGCAACAACGUGCCACACAACAGCCCCCACAGGAUGAUUCGGAGGAGGAAGAUUACGAGGACGAGGAGGAUGCCGAAGAAAGGGCGGCUCAGGAGGCAAUAGCCAGGCGCAAGAAGCAGCAGAUGGAUUUGGCAAGAGACUCUAUGCGUCGUUCAACCACUGCACCUACGGGAGCAUCGAACCGACCCGACAGCGUAGCAGAAUCAAUCAACAUGGGGUUCCCCUCAGAAGUGUCGCUAAAGGCAGAUGAGUGGGAAGAUGAGGAUAUACCGUUAGGCAUUCUCGCCCAACAUGGCUUCCCAAGCACCGCACGCAACAGGGCACCGGCCCAGCCUCCCAAUGCCAUUCCCUCUUACUACCGAGAUUCUUCGGCCUCAUUGGGGCUUCCCGAACGGCCCGCGUCUGCAGGGCCAAUGGGCAACCGCGCUUCCGCAUUCAGACCUGCAUUCGCUCGAAAUCUCCCAGAAGACCCCCACGCCACGUUCGUCGGAUCUGGUCUGAUCCACCAGUCCAACAGAGAAUCAAUGGGUUUCAACCGAGGUCCUGGCUCUGUGGUGGGAGAUCCCAUGAUGGGCUAUCAAGAGCCCCAGCUGUCGGCGCCUUCGCUAGUCGAGCAGAUCCACAUGCGGGAUAUGUCGAAACCCAAGUACAUGGGCGGCGGAUCCAGCAAGCAGAAGCCUCAGGGCGGUCCGUUUACUGGCGCCAUGGGCGCCCAGAUGAACAGUUCGAUGCAAAACGCAGGCUCGACGCGCAUGUCCGUGAUGAACCCAGGCAUGAAUGGAAUGAACGGCAUGGGCAUGGGAAUGGGUAUGGGUAUGGGACAGAACGGCAUGAACCAGAUGAACUCGAUGAUGGGAAUGGGCAUGGGCAUGAUGGGAGCGCCCAAUGGCAUGCCUAUGAUGGGUAUGAAUGGAAUGGCGUACCCGACAACACAGCAGGAGUAUAUGCAGCAGAUGCAGCAUAUGCAACAAAUGCAGCAAAUGUUAGCCGCACAGCAGAUGCAGAUGCAGCAGAUGGCCAUGGGACAGCAACAACAACCAUCCUUUGAUCCACGCAUGUCAAUGGCUAUGCCCAAUGGCUUCCCCGGCGGCAACAACUUUCUCAACCCCAACGGUCCGCUAGGCCAACGUCCCAUGUCGAUCAUGUCCAACAACAUGGGACAGCAAACUCAACCGUUUGCUCCUCAGCCGCAGCAGCAACAACCUCCUCCACGCCCUUACUCUUCGGGCGCAAACUUGAUGGGCAACAUGAGUCCCUUCCCUCCACCCUCCCUAGGCCCCAUGCCUGGCUACACUCCCUCGAUUGCUCCUUCCGAACGCUCCAACAUUGGCCUCUCGGCGCGCUACCGCCCUGUUGCGACCAACAACGACGCCAAAUCCACCGUCAGCUCCUCGAUGACGCUCCAGGCAUCGGGCGGUGCCGCGCAGAACUCGAACCUCGGUCCCCCUGGCGUCGUCAAGGGCAUACUGAAGAAGGGACAAGCGCAAAAGCAGCAGACGCUGCAAGAAGAGGAGGACGAGGACGGCUGGGGCAAGAUGGCGGCACGCAAGUCCAAAUUCGGGUUCGGAGGAGCCAAGAGCGGGUCCUCGAAGCAACCGCAGCAAACCAAAAGUAAUAACGAUGACGAUUUGAGGGAUAUUGUUAAGGGGCUUGAGGGGCUGUAA
Messenger RNA from Periconia digitata, 3469 nucleotides. The record is from the annotation of a GenBank genome assembly. Lineage: Eukaryota; Fungi; Ascomycota; Dothideomycetes; Pleosporales; Periconiaceae.